Molecule: messenger RNA, 1626 nt
Organism: Penicillium roqueforti
Lineage: Eukaryota; Fungi; Ascomycota; Eurotiomycetes; Eurotiales; Aspergillaceae
Product: hydrogen/calcium exchanger domain-containing protein
Exons: 11
Coding region: 1-1626 (541 amino acids)
Biological process (GO): intracellular calcium ion homeostasis; calcium ion transmembrane transport
Cellular component (GO): fungal-type vacuole membrane
Molecular function (GO): calcium:proton antiporter activity
Source: RefSeq, a predicted model, not a curated record
AUGCUCAAAAUUCGCAGUAAAGCCCACUUCGCAGCACGUUACGGUCAGAAAAGAGCCAGCCGAUCGAACUCUUUGCAGCUCGAGGAUGGACUAUCCCAUUCCCAGACCUUGGGCGAACUCUCAGCAGACCAGCAACGCCGACGGGAACUCAACGACGGCAUUAGCGUCCCAGAGUACUCCAACACAUUCCCGCCGGAGUUCGCUGGUAGCGACCAUGAAACACACAAGUCCCCGCCUGAACCGUCCAUGGCUAGCCAGGACCCAAUCAAUGUCUCAUCGUCACGCGGGCUUGAUACCGAGACCGUUGGAUCGGCGCAGGCGCGCCAGCGGAAAAGUGGAAUCUUGGGCAAGUUCAAGCAUCGCCAUGAUGACGACGAGUGGGAGGACAAGAAGUCGGAGCAUCAGACCUACACUUUUGCGUCACAGAUAAGGGCUACUCUUUUGAACUCGUGGGUCAAUGUUCUUUUGAUUGCCGCACCUGUUGGAAUUAUUCUCUAUGCUGUUAAAGCCAAUUCGAUUGCAGUUUUCGUGGUUAACUUCAUCGCUAUCAUCCCUCUUGCUGCCAUGCUCAGUUUCGCAACUGAAGAAAUUGCCCUUCGCACAGGUGAAACAAUCGGUGGUCUGCUGAAUGCCUCGUUUGGUAAUGCCGUCGAGCUGAUCGUUGCAAUUAUCGCGCUGGUCCAAGGCAAAACUCUCAUCGUGCAGACCUCGCUUAUCGGAAGUAUAUUGUCUAACCUGCUCCUGGUGCUGGGCAUGUGCUUUUUCUUCGGUGGUAUCCCUCGCAUCGAGCAAAAUUUCAACGUCACAGUUGCGCAGACAGCCGCAAGUAUGCUCGCACUGGCUGUUAGCAGUUUGAUCAUCCCUACUGCCUACCACAAGUGGUCUGAUCUUGACAAAGUUGACGGGACCGCCUCUCUAUCUAGAGGCACCAGCGUCCUCCUUCUAAUCGUCUACGGCUGCUAUCUCUUCUUCCAACUGAAGUCACAUGCCGACAUUUACAACCAACCCAGCCUGAAGGUCGAACGGCGACACAUGAAAGUCGGCGAAGGUGAUACCAGCCGGGGCAUUGCCCAGAUCGGCAAAAUGACCGCCACGCCGUUAGUCGCACAUAAUCCCGAACAAAUGCAGAUGGAGGAUCCCGAAGAUGAAACCGAGGAGCCGCAGCUGUCCAUUUCAACUGCCGUCAUCACGCUGAUUAUCUCCACUGCGUUUGUUGCUGCCUGUGCUGAGUUCAUGGUUGAAUCCAUCGAUGCUUUGACGGCUACCGGUAACAUUCGCGAGACGUUCGUCGGAUUAAUCCUUCUGCCUAUCGUUGGUAAUGCGGCUGAGCACGUUACUGCGGUGACAGUCGCAUGCAAGGAUAAGAUGGAUCUUGCGAUUGGUGUCGCCGUCGGAUCCAGCAUGCAGAUUGCGCUGCUUGUGUUGCCGUUGAUUGUUGUUCUCGGAUGGAUCAUUGGUGUUGAGGAUAUGACUCUCAACUUUGAUGGAUUCCAGGUUAUUGUACUAUUCAUGUCUGUUCUUUUGGUCAACUACCUCAUCGGUGACGGCAAGUCUCACUGGCUUGAGGGUGUCUUGUUGAUGAUGAUGUAUCUGAUUAUUGCUCUUGCGUCUUGGUUCUUCGUUUAA